AAAGCAAGAUGGCGGCCGUGGUAGAUAGAGUUGAUGGAUGUGUUGGGUCCUUGGACUCAGAAUCGGUGUCACCGAGACAGUCGACCCCUCCACCGGAUCAGCCUCACCAGAACAACCCGCUGUUAGGACUACCCAUCGUGGCCAUUGAGACUAUUCUCAACUUCCUCUCUUAUGAUGAAAUCAGCCUCCUUCGCUCGGUGUGUAAGCGCAUGGACAUGAUUUGCCAGCGUGUCCUGAAUCAGGGCUUCCUGAAGGUGGAGCGUUACCACAGCCUGUGCCAGAGGCAAGUCAAGGCCCAGCUGCCCAGGCGAGAAUCGGAGAGGAGAAACCAUUCUCUGGCCCGUCACGCUGACAUCCUGGCCGCCGUGGAGACACGCCUCUCUCUGCUCAACAUGACCUUCAUGAAAUAUGUUGACUCCAACCUCUGCUGCUUCAUCCCUGGAAAGGUUAUUGAUGAGAUUUAUCGUGUGUUGCGCUACGUAAACUCCACUCGAGCCCCCCAGCGAGCUCAUGAGGUUCUACAAGAGCUGAGGGACAUCUCCUCCAUGGCCAUGGAGUAUUUUGAUGAAAAGAUAGUCCCCAUCCUGAAGAAGAAGCUGCCUGGGGCUGACCUGUCUGGUCGCCUUAUCGGCUCAGCACCAGUGGCAGGUCCAUCUACCUCCCUGACUACCAUGUCCCUGCUGGCCAAGAACACGCCAUCCCGCUCUGAGAUGACCAAGGUGCAGCAGCAGGUAAAGGUGAACGGGGCGUCCAUGACAGUACUGCGGAGGGAGAUGCAGGAAAUUCGCGUUAAGCAGCUGGAGCAGCAGAAGCAGCUGCAGGAUCAGGAGCAGAAGCUGCUGGAACAGACGCAGGUGAUCGGCGAGCAGAACGCUCGCCUUGCCGAGCUGGAACACAAGCUCCGCGAACUGAUGGACAGUAGCGCCGCUGCUCUGGGAGGACCCAGGCCUAGCACAGCUGCACCCUCUACAUCCAGCAGCACUGCUGUGUCUUCCACUGUUGCCAGCACAUCUGCUACUGUGUUAGCAAGUGGCAGCGUGGCCGCAGCUUCUCUAGCCAGAGAGGCAGAGAGCGAUGGAGCAUCAUCACUCAAACGCACCAGAAAGAGCUCGGAUCUUCCGCGACAGUCCAAACGGCUGCGUAGCAAAAAAUAAGAGACUCUGCGUCUUUUUUGUCUUUACUUUUUUUUUUCUUUUCUUUUUUUUUUUUUUAAAUCUGAUGCCCCUAAAAACCCCACCCCCAUACUCACACUAUUGCUUGUGAACUUACUCACUGCUGUCUACAGCUAGAACACUGAGCCCAGAACAUCACCAGGACUUUGCACAACAUUGAGUGGGAAACAGUUGAUUGUUACUUUUUGUUAAAGGACUGUUCAAGUCUGGUGUUCAUUUUUUUUUCCUCUUGCCAACAAGUUCCAUGGACUAUAUCUAAAAGAAACUGGACAGUGUCUUUUGGAUAUAGUAAAAAAAACAAAACCAGACACGGUCAGUUUGUGGCUAAUUAGAUCAUGGUCGCCAGUGAAUGAUUUUUUAAGUGUAUUUACGGUGAACAAUGGAGCUCUAACAUUAGAAAAAGAGCACUCAAGCUUUUGGAUUACACACACAAUACUUAACCGUAAAUACAUUCAAAUGAGGGUUCAUUUCUGCACAUGGGAUUUGUUGAAAAGAAGAAAAAUAAUAAUGCAACACCAGACUCAUGCUUCGACAGCUUCUUAGCCAUUUAAUCCAAUCAGAUCAUAGGCAAUAUAAUCUAUUUAUAGAAGGUUACAUAAGGUAGCUUUAAAGCAUUUUAAUGCAGAUGCUUUUCUAAAGGCUCAUAUUUUUGCAAAAACAAAAAGUGGCAUGUCCAAACUGAAAAAUCAGAUUCUUGAAAAACAAGGCUAACAGAAGACACAUAAGUUAGUGUUCAUACGAUUUUUGUUUCUUAAAUAAUAUGCUCCAAGAGAUUUUAUUACAGAAACUGACUCGGCUGACGGGCCUUUAACUUCAAGUGAAACAGAUCUACCUAAAUUGAAAUUGCACAUUAUUGUUAAACUGUGGCCUCUUUCUUUUCCAUUUUCACAAGGGUCAGAGGUCGAAAUCUACAAGCAUUCAGUUUAUUUACUUGGUUGAGUGCAAUAGAUCAUUUAAGAAAAGUACCUUAUAGUCCUGGCCAGUAGCCUGGUUGGUUCUUGUGGCCCGUUAAGUAAAAUAAAGUCUGUGCUUCAUUCAGAUUAGAAAGAAGACAGGGGUGUUAAAGAAAGGCAGUGUUUAGGUAACAUAUAUGUGACAGAGUCGACCUGUUGUUUCUUCUGUUUCCUGCCUGGCAGAAGGCAAAGUGUGAGGUAGACGUUGUGUGUGAUGUGAUAUCCAUUCCACUGUGCCUCAAGACAACUGACGGAUCAUUUCCUAUGAUUCUCAGAGACGGAGCAGUGAUAAUGGGACCAACAGUCCUGCUGGGUUGUGUCAUUUUCUUCAAAGGUUUUUCGAACAGGCCGUUUUAUCUCUUGACAGCACCUGAUGUUUAUGCUCGUCUUGUGUUAACUUAUGUGCUCUGCUUAUGAUGACGAGGCAACAAUUUAACUGCUGGCAAAAAAAACAAAAAACAUUUGACACCUUUCCACAAAGUGUUCUAUCAGACAAAGUUAAAGUCUUUUGAAUGUGCUGUUUCUCCUUUAAGGGACAUCACUUCAUUUCCAUCAUUUUAACUGCAGAUAAUUGCACAGCAUUACUUGCCUUUCAUUUCAAACUAUGAAAAAGAAACAUGGCCGGCGUUUCUUGAAAACAUUUUGUAAUUGCUCCUCUGUCUGUUUCUCUGAUGAUUCCGUUUAUCAGAGAUAAAGACCUUGCAUUUGCACAAUCAUACUUCAUUUUAUACCAUUAGGUCAAACUUGAAGUCAUCUACAACAUAAAGCCACUCAAGGGCCACAUCCUAGGUUUUCUUUUUAGCUUCCAGAUAUCAUGGCCUUGAUCAAUAGAGAGAGAGAGAGAGAGAGACACGGUGCGUUCUCCCUGGUUUACCAUUAUUUUCUCAAAUGCACUAUUGAGAUUGUGUUUGGCGAUAUAAUUUGACCAGUAAGUUUCUAUCUUUUUUUUUUUUAAAGCUGUCAGCUAUAUCUUACAGUCUGCACUAAUGAAGAUCUUACAAUAGUGUUGAAAACUCUAAAAGAAUAAUAUGAGGACCUUGAUUUAAAUUUCUCAUUUCAUCACUUAAGUUUUCUUGUUAUUAAAAUUCGGUCAUGUUGAGUAUUGACAUGAUCAAGUCCAGUGUCUCUCCAACACAUUUCCCUGACUAAUUAUUUGUAACAAAUGGGUGGAAACUGAAAAAAAAAUUUUUUUUACAGGGUCUAUUCAUGCUAAAUACACAUUUCUAUUUUCAUCUCUAGUGCCACGCAGACUCUGUUAUUUGUCUCUGUGACCUUUUGCCCCCCCCCACCCACCCACCCAAAAGCAAGGGAAGUAAAUGGAAUUUAGCCUAUCUGCACCAGUGGACAGUGAUGAUACCGUGUGUCCCUUUUUUCCGUGGCGUAGAUGAACUCUGAAAUUGAAGUUUGAAAUCACGCAUGGUGGAGUGUAGAAAUGCCAGAACUUCUGACCAUGGAGUGGUGCUGCAAAGUAAUAUGUUUGUUUUCAAUAGCGUGGCUCAGAGUAGAAUACGUUUGUGCAGCUGUUUAAAAAAAGAAAAGCAGCGUCUGAGUUCCCCUGUGCAGCAGGUACUCCUCUUUUCUGUUCAAACUCGUCUCUUGCCUUGUAAGGCUAGGUUAGCUGUGAGCCCAUAUUGUGGCUGCCCUUUUCUUUGUUUGAAGCUUUCUGUUGUUUUGAUGAACUGAACCACUUACGGCAUGAACUUUUGGAAAUGCAGUUCACAUCUCGGUGAACACCAGCGUGUAUUAUAAUGACACUGGUCAGAUAAACAUAAGAAGAUGUAAUCUAGUGGCUUAAUUUGAGACUGCGUCUCAGUUUAGAAAACUGUACUGUAAUCUUCAUGUACUUUUAAGUGUAGAUUGUGAAUUUAUUUCAUGUAUGUAUACCAAGAAAACUAUCUUUUGAGCUGGCCAACUUGAGGCUGACUGUACGGUUUUGUUGCACACAUUACUGUUACAAAUGUAAAAAUCAAACUUAUUAAAGUUCGACUUAACUUA
Labrus bergylta (ballan wrasse) is the source of this 4120-nucleotide messenger RNA. RefSeq names its product F-box protein 28 (gene fbxo28). Lineage: Eukaryota; Metazoa; Chordata; Actinopteri; Labriformes; Labridae. Gene Ontology annotation, molecular function: protein binding. The record is from RefSeq and is a predicted model, not a curated record. Gene Ontology annotation, biological process: protein polyubiquitination.